Dufourea novaeangliae is the source of this 849-nucleotide messenger RNA. Its product is annotated as tropomyosin-2-like. The transcript is spliced from 6 exons. Gene Ontology annotation, molecular function: actin filament binding. Gene Ontology annotation, cellular component: actin filament. The record is from RefSeq and is a predicted model, not a curated record. Bases 1 to 849 code for a protein of 282 amino acids. Gene Ontology annotation, biological process: muscle contraction; actin filament organization. Lineage: Eukaryota; Metazoa; Arthropoda; Insecta; Hymenoptera; Halictidae.
AUGAACGCGAUCAAGAAACGUCUGCAGACACUAAAGAUCGAGAAGGAUCUGGCGAUGGACAGGGCAGACAUGUGCGAUCAACAGGCAAAAGAGGCGAAUCGGCGGGAAGAGAAACUGAAGGACGAGGUUCGGGAAUUGGCGAAGAAAUUUGCGCAGAUGGAACGUGAUUUGGAGCUGAGCAAAGCACAGCUGGACAAGUCGAUCAGAAAUCUUGACCAGAAAGAAAGAGAUAGUACGCAGUCGGAACUGGCAGUUCUGAACAGAAAGAUGCAACAGUGUCUACAGAAUUUGGAGAAAUCGGAGGAACGUCGUCUGACGGCACAGACGAAACUGGCGCAGGCGAUGGAAACCGCUGAGGAUGCAAAACGUAUUUGUAAAGUGUUGGAGAACAGAAGCAAGCAAGACGAGGAAAGGAUGGACCAACUGAUGACACAAUUGAAAGAAGCAAGACUGAUUGCCGAAGAUGCGGACUCGAAGUCGGACGAGAUCUCGAGGAAAUUAGCUUUCGUCGAGGAUGAAUUGGAAGCCGCCGAGGACCGAGUGAAGUCGAGCGAGGCGAAGAUCAUGGAACGAGAGGACGAAUUGUUUAUUGUUGGCAACAUAUUGAAGUCUCUAGAAGUAUCGGAGGAGAAGGCUAAUCAAAGGGUGGAAGAAUUUAAAUUGCAGUUGAAAGAGCUGAAAGCGAAACUGAAGACCGCCGAGAAGAGGGCGAUCAUCGCUGAGAAAAUGGUGAAGGUAUUUUCGAAGGAACUGGACGCGAGAGAAGACUUUCUAUUCCGAGAAAAAGAAAAAUACAAAUAUAUCUGCGACGACAUGGAUUCCACGUUCGCCGAACUAACUGGAUACUAA